This is a messenger RNA of Puccinia graminis f. sp. tritici CRL 75-36-700-3, 435 nucleotides long. RefSeq lists its product as uncharacterized. The transcript has 4 exons. The record is from RefSeq and is a predicted model, not a curated record. NCBI's taxonomy places the organism in Eukaryota, Fungi, Basidiomycota, Pucciniomycetes, Pucciniales, Pucciniaceae. Bases 1 to 435 code for a protein of 144 amino acids.
AUGCGCCAGCCAUCUGCUAUGAGCGCCAGUAGACUGAUCUCGUCAGGCUUUCACGGCCCAGUAUACCCAGAAACAUAUCUGGAGCUUGUCAAGCACAACAAAUCAGGACUAUCGGCUAUAUAUCCCAAUCGACGUCGACAGGCUAAUAAUGUGCCUUCCGCUGCCUUCGGCCAUGGCCUUGCCCCAGUUGCUUAUGACACCUUGUCCAUCGACUCCACCAGACUUGCUUUGAUCAACUUCCUUCCACUUUUCAAGACCAAACCGUCCCACGCGUCUGAGGAGAGCCCUUGCUGGGCGCCGACCGAAUCUGUCGAAAUCCGUUGUGCGCCCGUCGGCGAGUCGGCAAGCUCUGGCAGGAUACAUAACCCAUAUCUCGCUCGCCCAUCCCGCCAACGAGUGAUUUGCUACUUUUGUCGCACACGAGACUUCCCUUAA